GUUGAAAAUAAGACUUUUUUGUUAGACUCUUGAGCUCACACUGGUGUUACAUUUUGGUUUUGUUUUGUUUUGUUUUUUAGUUUUAUCUUUAUUCUGAAAAUUUAUUUUACGUUUAAUAUGUUAUUUAAGAGGAUUAUUUUCGCCAAUUAAUCACUUGACUUAGUGUUUCAUCUUAAUCGAGCUUUGUUCGCUUCUUUCUUUUUGUGUAAUCAGCUUGUAUCUUUAUUUUCUUGAUCAUUGAUCAACUAUUAUGCCUACUUAUUUGAAAGAUUUCUUACGAUUGUAACUUUACCGGUGAUAUUGAUUUCAACUGUCCAAGACGGAUAAACUACCAAAAGACAAUGAACCGUGAAAAUGAAUCGUUAACUGUGAUUUUGGUUAGCAAAAGCUCUGAUGUGCCUGAUUUAAAAAUAAAAGAAGGAGAUAAAAUGAUGAUUGGUCGUAAUCCGAUAGCCAAGAUUAAGAAUAUCAAGUGUCCUCGUAAAUUAUAUCAAGUUGAAUUGCGAGCUGAAAUAUCCAAUUGGUUUGUUUUUCUAACCAAUCUCAAAACAAAUGAAACCGGAAUACUAAAAGAAGGAGAAACUAUCAAAGGGCCUGGUUUUGAGUAUGAAGUCAAAUUUGAUAAAGUAGCCUAUGUAUCUGAACCAAAAGAUGAUAAUAAUGAAAUCAGUGCUAUUCGUAAAUCUUGUGAUGAGGAUGGUGAAGAUUCAGUGAAUAGUACACCAACAAAGAAGCCUAAAUUGGAAUCUCCUAUUAAAAAAAUAAUGGAAAGUGAACAGCCGUCUCAUUGGGAAGAAGUAGAUGAAGGCUCUGUUCAAAUAUACCAUUAUCUAGGAGGAGGUAAACCAAGUUCUAAAAUCGCCUGUUUUGAUUUCGACGGAACCCUUGUCAGCGUUAAAAGUGGUGCUAAAUUCCCUAAAGAUGGUAGUGAUUGGAAACUUUGGGACAAAUCUCUUCCAGGCUUGAUCCAAAAGAGUACUGAUGGUGGCCAUCGUUUUGUAGUUUUUAGCAACCAGAAAGGUGUAUCAACUGGUCAUAUGUCAAUUGAUAAUGUUAAACAACGAAUUGAAUCUUGUCUUGCCGCAAUUGGUGUUCCCUCUAUUGCCUUUCUGGCUCUUAAAGAUAAUAUUUAUCGUAAACCGCGACCAGGGAUGUGGUAUCUACUGCAGAAUUGUUAUAAUGAUUUAAUCGAUAUUAACCUGGAGGAAAGUUUUUUUGUCGGUGAUGCUGCAGGAAGAAAAAGCGCACUCAACAAGGAUCAUAGCUGUGCUGAUAUACUUUUUGCUAUGAACAAUCAAAUUGGAUUUCUCACACCUGAACAAUUUAGAGUUGGGAAAAGACCGAAAAAAAUUGGCGAUAUCAGCCCUAACCUUCAUAAUCUACCUCCUUUCAACCCAAAAGCAUUGCGUGAUUCCAAGGCAUCCCCUUUCCUCGAAUUAGAUGAAAACGGAAAAGAAUCAUCUAAAUUUGCGAAUCUCAACGAAGUUUUGAAUAAAAUCAAUCUAGUCUCAUCCAAUGGUUCUCAUUGCAUCAUUUUUGUCGGAUUAGCUGGCGCAGGUAAAUCAACAUUUUUCACUGAAAGAUUAGCAAAGGAAGAUUAUUACCGUAUAAAUCGUGAUGAGCUGAAAACCAUGGAGAAAUGUGAACGGGAGUUUGAAAAGCAUAUUAAAGCCAAUUCUGGUAAAACAGUCAAACUUGUCAUCGACAAUAUAAAUAAUGAUAACGCUUCUCGAAGCUUAUGGUUGAACCACUGUAAAACUCAUAAUUUGACACCAAUCGCAUUUCAUUUUAACAUAAGUCGGGAACAUGCUAUCCAUAAUAAUACUUAUCGUCGUUUAUUGAACCUUAUGUGUCCCGAUAGUGCCAGUCCAGCAGUGCCUGAUUGGAUUAUUAGUAAUCAGGCUAAAACUUUCGUCCCACCAACACGCAAAGAAGGUUUCUCUUUGGUCUUCAAAGUAAACUUCCAGCCUAUCUUCGAGGACCGAGGUGACCGAGAGAUUGAACUCUAUUACAUGUAUCUAAAUGAAAAAUGAUCUAAACACACACCAAUGUUGAUGUUAAUUUUGUUCCAAGCAUUUUUUCCUUUCAUCCAUCUACAAUUACUACAGAAGUGUCUUCUCUUCAAGUUAGCGCACACAGUUGAAACGCUUGAUAAUAUUUUGGAAACCAAAAAUUUUCUAUGUAAACUUGCACAAAUGAUUUUUUUUAUUCUUGUUACUCGAUAUUGUAUCUAUCAAUCAGUAAAUUGAUCUUAAAUAAAUUACAUAGAACCUAA
Molecule: messenger RNA, 2275 nt
Organism: Tetranychus urticae (two-spotted spider mite)
Lineage: Eukaryota; Metazoa; Arthropoda; Arachnida; Trombidiformes; Tetranychidae
Gene: PNKP
Product: Polynucleotide kinase 3'-phosphatase
Biological process (GO): DNA repair
Molecular function (GO): ATP-dependent polydeoxyribonucleotide 5'-hydroxyl-kinase activity; polynucleotide 3'-phosphatase activity; double-stranded DNA binding
Source: RefSeq, a predicted model, not a curated record